UGUUUAUCAUUUUCCCGCGUAAUGCCACACAAACGCAUCAUUUCUAGUUCGAAUUUGGUGUUGUGAGCAAGUUUACCGACAAGACUGACAAUUUUUUACGCGUCCGGUCAGCUACUUUUUAUUUCGAAGUCAGAAGUUUUUUUUAUUUCUAUCUUUGUACGAUAGUUCCAAGUGCGAACUAGAAUUUUUUUUCAUAAAAGAUUUUGAAAGUUAAUCCCACAAAUCUAUUCGGACGAAAUUUGCUAGCGUCUUCGUAGAAUGUAUGACUCGCAUUUCUAGCAUAGUAGAAUUGAACAGCGCAAAACGUAGCUUUUAUAUUUUCGAAUAUAAAUCGCAAAAGGAAAUAAACAGUGAUGGCUCUUUCAUCCAAUGAUGCUGGAAUGUCACUCAGUAAUGAUCUGUCAAAUGAUGGGUCGCCAUGCGAGGAGUCUGCAACAAAAACCUGCUCAACAAAUGAAGACGAAACAAAAGAGAAUGAUGAUAAAGAUAAACUGCGGCUGCAAAUAAAACAGGAAGCUACUGACGGCAAGCUUUAUUCCGGUCGUAGCUGGAUUGAUAUGGUCGAAGAAGAAAAAAGCGAACUAUUGGCACUGCAAGUGAAAGAAGAACCAAACUUUAUUGAUCCCGUUGCGGAGCUGCCUAUUUCGGACAGCAAAAUGUCUAUUGAAGAAGCGAGCAGUAGUACAUCUCUGAACGAAAUGGCGAAGAGGCAAAUUGAAAUAGACAUCCUAGAUUCGAUCAAUGUGCAAAAGUACGAUAAGCUUGUGCAAGACGACAAAAUAAAGUCUCCGUUCAAACGUCGUUUGUCGGGCGAUAUGGACGACGAUGAGGACUACGGCGAUGGCCAUGCUGAAUUCGACGUUGAGGAUGUUUAUGUGGACGAAUACCCUCACAAUCAGCACAAAAAGACCAAAAUGCAUGAAGAUGAUCACGGUCGAGAGCGAUUCCGACGAGAGAGUUCCAGUUGCGGUUCCAGUUCGGGGGAUGGUAGCAGUCUUAGCGAGGGAAAACCAGUGAAGUUUGAGAACGAUUUGGCGGUACUUGAACGUCGUCAGAAGCAAAUUGAUUAUGGCAAGAAUACGUUGGGGUAUGAAAACUACCUGAAUCAGAUACCGAAGAAUCAGCGCACCAAAAAUCAUCCAAAAACUCCACCGAAACAUAUUAAAUAUAGUCGUCGGGCCUGGGAUGGCUUGGUCAAAGUGUGGCGCAAGAAACUACAUUGCUUCGAUCCGGAUGCAAAACCCAAUGCCGACAACUGAGCAUUCCAUGUUGCAAUGAUAUUGUUACCGCCAUCUUCACCAACAAACGUGAAGUUUCCACCGUUCGUGAUUAGAAUCCACUCAUGAUAUAUUCAUGAUUAUCAUAUCUCGGUUAUCGUGUUAAAGUAUCAAACAUGAUAUCGUUUCAACAAUUCCUAUCUGGAUCCAUAAUGCACUGGAAGGUUAAUCAUUGUAAGAUAUUCUACGUAGGAAGAUAUCGGAAAUAUGUUUGUUCAUAAAAGUUUCGGCGAGUGAUAUCGGUUAUGUUUUAUUUUUUUGUUAGUUCUAAACGAAUAUCGUAAUGUAAACAGGUCAUUUCGUAAUAAAGCUAAACUAAAUUGCCAUCAUUGAAAA
This is a messenger RNA of Toxorhynchites rutilus septentrionalis, 1613 nucleotides long. It is a transcript of the gene Slbp, whose product is annotated as histone RNA hairpin-binding protein. Gene Ontology annotation, biological process: mRNA transport; mRNA 3'-end processing by stem-loop binding and cleavage. Lineage: Eukaryota; Metazoa; Arthropoda; Insecta; Diptera; Culicidae. Gene Ontology annotation, cellular component: histone pre-mRNA 3'end processing complex; cytoplasm. The transcript is spliced from 6 exons. The record is from RefSeq and is a predicted model, not a curated record. Gene Ontology annotation, molecular function: mRNA binding; histone pre-mRNA stem-loop binding. Bases 354 to 1259 code for a protein of 301 amino acids.